AUGAAUCAACAACAACAACCUCAGGCUGAGGCAGAUCAUGUCCUCCAAACACCACUCUGGAUAGUCAUUAUCCGUGGUCUUCAAUUUCUUGUCUCUCUCAUCAUUGUCGGCCUCUGCGGCUGGAUGAUCCAUGAUGCUGGACUACCAGAAAACUCCCUCUGCAUCGCCAUUGCAGUCCUCACAUGGAUAAUAGUCCUCUACACCGUCCUCACAGAAAAGAUCACCGGUCUUCGAAGCCUAUACCACAUCAUCGCCGUCCUCGCUCUCGAUGGCCUAAUGCUCGUUCUUUGGCUCUCAGCCUGGGCCGCUACAGCUGCUCGACGUGCGAGAUAUGUUGUUCCUGUAAACGUGGGUGGCUGUUAUGAUGAUGGAAGCCUGGUGGAUAGCAAGAACUGCAGUGUGUUCUUCAAGCGUGAUGGUGAGAAUGUCAUCCUCUUCAAGACUGGCCUGUCCGUAUUGGCCGCUAUUGCUGGCUUGGGCGCUAUGCUCUGGGUUUUCUUCAUUGUUACUUUUGUCUGGACUCUGGUUAUGUAUAUCAGAGGACGUAAGCAGGGUCGUUUCGCCGUGGAUCUCUCAGGCCCAACCAACAACUACCAAAUGGAGCCCAAGACCGAAGCCCAGGUCAAUGUCCAACCUCAACCCGUUCAGGCCGCGCCUCAAUACCAGCAACAGGCUGCUCCCGGCCAGUAUGCCCCUCAGCAACAACAGCAGCAAUACCCUCCUCAACCCACCACCUCCCCUUAUCAGCCUGCCCAAAGCCCGUAUCAGCAACAGGGCGCUUAUCCUCCCCCUGGAGCACCUUACGAGGUUCAAGGUCAGCAGAACUUUGGACAGCAAUACCAGCAGCCUCCUGUUGCUACGUCGCCACCUCCUCAGCAGCCUUAUCCCGCCCAGGGCUACCCUCAGCAGUAG
Messenger RNA from Fusarium coffeatum, 912 nucleotides. RefSeq lists its product as uncharacterized. Gene Ontology annotation, cellular component: membrane. The coding region runs from base 1 to 912 and encodes 303 amino acids. The record is from RefSeq and is a predicted model, not a curated record. Lineage: Eukaryota; Fungi; Ascomycota; Sordariomycetes; Hypocreales; Nectriaceae. The transcript has 3 exons.